AUGACCCAGCCUCAGUUGCGAGUGCUCAUCGUCGGGGCUUCAAUCGCGGCCCCCACUGCGGCUUACUGGUUUGCCAAAGCCGGGGCGAAAGUCACUGUUAUCGAGCGAUUUCCGCAUCUACGCACAAAUGGACAAAAUGUCGACAUUCGCACUGCAGGUGUUUCGGUGAUGCGUAAAAUGCAGGGGAGGGAGAAGGCUGUGCGGGCCAAGACGAUCCCAAUGGAAGGUAUCAGCCUUAUUCGAGACGAUGGCCGAUCAUAUGGGACAAUCAGAGCAACGGGAAAUCCAGAUCAGCAAUCGCUUGUCUCUGAGUACGAAAUUCUGCGCGGCGACUUGGCACGCUUUAUCUUCGACAUGACCAACCACGAGAACGUCAACUAUGUUUUCGGCGAACAAGUCGUCUCAAUACAACAACACGAACAAGAAUAUGGGCCUGUCACAGUUGAGUUCAUGAACGGCUUACCAACUUCGCAAUAUGACUUGGUCGUCGCUUGUGACGGUUCGGCCUCGAGAACCCGGGCUAUAGGCCUUGGCUGCGGUGUCCGGGAUCAUAUCGAACCAGUAAACCUCUGA
Aspergillus chevalieri is the source of this 573-nucleotide messenger RNA. RefSeq names its product FAD-dependent oxidoreductase. The transcript has a single exon. Bases 1 to 573 code for a protein of 190 amino acids. The record is from RefSeq and is a predicted model, not a curated record. Gene Ontology annotation, molecular function: FAD binding. NCBI's taxonomy places the organism in Eukaryota, Fungi, Ascomycota, Eurotiomycetes, Eurotiales, Aspergillaceae.